CCAAGAAUAAGCUACACCCAUUAUGUGACUGUUUUCUUUUAUUUAAAUCAUUUAUCUAAGGACCAGUUCUUUCUCAUCGGGAGGAAUUGCUAAGGAGGCUCUGUCUGCAAAGGGCGCAUCGAGCGAUACAGUGCAGCGUUCAACAAAUGAGUCAAACUUUAUCAAGAUCGAUAUGUUUAACUUCUCUCAGUAAACGGAACGGAACAACAGUAAGACAUAUUCGACUUUACGAGCGCACGUGAAAAGCAACACAAAGUCCACAGUCUUUACAUUGGUCUGCUGAAACGGGUUUUAGGCGUGCCAAAAUCGCAGAAUACUGGCAAUGGGGCAUCCUCCGCUGGAGUUCAGCGAUUGCUAUCGGGACAGUCCUGAUUUUAGGGAAAGACUGAAAUCUUACGAACUGGAACUGGAUAGAACGAGCAAGUUUUUAAAAGAUGUGAUCAAAGACGGUAAUAAUGUGAUCAGCACGAUUAAAGCAUACUCCCUGGCUGUAAAGAAGUUCUCUCAGACACUUCAAGCCUUCCAGUUCAACUUCAUUGGCGAUUCACUCACCGAUGAUGAGAUGAACAUUGCCGAGUCAUUCCGUGAGUUCGCUGUGCUGCUACAGGACGUUGAAGAUGACAGAAUGAUGUUGGUGCAAAAUGCCUGUGAUCUACUCAUCAAACCCUUGGAGAAAUUCCGGAAGGACCAGAUUGGAGUUACUAAAGAGAGGAGAAAGAAAUUUGAAAAAGAGAGUGAGAAGUACUAUUCCCAGCUGGAGAAACAUAUGAGUCUUUCAUCCAAGAAAAAGGAAACCCAACUCCAAGAGGCGGAUGAACUGCUGGAGAAAGAAAGGCAGAACUUCUACGAGUCAUCCAUUGACUAUGUUUACCAAAUCCAACAGGUGGAGGAUAGAAAGAAAUUUGACAUUGUUGAGCCUGUGCUGGCAUUCCUCCAAAGCAUUCUGACCCUGAAUAAUCUGACGGUAGAGAUGACUCAGGACUUUCUACCUUACAAACAAGAACUCCAGCUCAGCCUACAGAAUACACGUAAUCAUUUUGAGAGCACGCGAGAGGAAAUGGAAGAACUAAUGAAUAGGAUGAAAGAGCCUUCCCAGAUUGGAAAGAUGCAUGGGCAGCCCACGAUAGAGGGUUACCUCUACAUACAGGAGAAAUGGGCUCUGGGUGUGUCCUGGGUUAAAUACUAUUGUAAAUAUCAGAAGGAAACCAAGGUCUUCAGCAUGGUGCCUGCAGAACAGAAGCCUGCUACUAAGCAGGCUCCUGCUGAACUUAAGGUGAAGUCCUGCAUUCGUCGGAAAACCGAGUCCAUCGAUAAGCGUUUUUGCUUUGAUAUCGAAACAUAUGAAAGGGGCACACCAGUUACCUUGCAGGCCAUCUCAGAGAAUGACAGGAAGCGGUGGAUGGAAGUGAUGGAUGGAAAAGAGCCUAUCUAUCACUCCCCGAUUCAGAAGCAAGCUGAAAUGGAGUUGAAUGAAGUUGGAUUCAAAUUUGUCAGAAAAUGCAUAAAUUUUGUGGAAACUAAAGGGCUUACUCAGGAAGGAGUCUACAGGACAGUUGGUAGCAAUAUCCAAGUCCAGAAAUUGCUGAAUGCCUUCUUUGACUCUAAGAGUCCAGGUGACAUAGACUUCCACUCUACAGACUAUGACAUUAAAACCAUCACCAGCGCCAUGAAGUUCUACUUAAGGAGCCUCAGUGAACCACUUAUGACCCACUCUCUACACCGAGACCUUAUCCUUGCAGCAAAAUCAGAGAACCUGGAUUACCGCUCAGGUGCUGUUCAUUCCCUUGUUUACAAACUGCCAGAAUGCAACCGCCAGAUGCUGGAGCUGCUGAUUCGCCACCUGGUCAGUGUUUGUGCCCAAAGUGCUGAAAAUCUCAUGACCCCAUCAAACAUGGGCGUUAUUUUUGGCCCCACCCUGAUGAGGGCAGAGGAAGAGACUGUGGCAGCCAUGAUGGAUAUAAAGUUCCAGAAUAUUGUUAUAGAGAUUCUCAUUGAAGACUUCGGAAAGAUCUUCGGGGGCCCUCCUGAAGAAAGUGCAGCUCCCCCAGUCCCACCCCCAAGAGUGACUCCAAGAAAGCGACAGCCAAUUACAAUCUCUAAACGUCCUCCACGAGCUUACCCUGCCCUUCAGCUUCCUGAUGGCGAGAGAAAGGAACAAAAUGGUUCCUCCAACAAUGGGCCCUGGGUGGAAGGGGUGGAGUCAGACAGAGACCACACCCACACCAGUCCACUGCCACACCAGAGGACUAAACUGGGUCCUCCUCCUAUCUCUCCUCCUUCCAUUCCUAUCUCCUCUCCUCCACCCUGUCUCCAUCCCCAACGGCAGCUCCCCCCUACCAAACCCUCCCUCGGCCUAGACCGUCACUCUGACUCUGACGUAGCAAAACUGGUCGCCCGGAUACAGGACGGCUUUCAGAAGUCGGAUGCCAUGACAACAACCAAUGGCGACUCUGGAGUGGCUGUGGGGCGGGCACAGUCGUUCCAGGGUAGGAGGCUACCUCCUCGGAGUGCCAAAGAUGGAGAGAAUGAGGGGAUAAAAGGGCGUCCUCACUCUGAGAAACACACCGUCUGUAGACCUCCGUCCCGUCCCCCCGAUCCUCCUACACGCACAACCCCAGCACAGAAAACACACAACGAUCAGACACCAGCAUCCUACGUUGCCUCCAAAACCAAGUUCUUUGAGAAUGCAUCCAGACAGAUGGGAAGUAGCUCCUUGGCCAUGAGCUCCGGUCCACUGAACUCAAAAGAGGAGAACACUAAGUAAAGAGGUCAGAAGGCUGAAGCUGGACACAAAUUCACCACCACUAUGGUUAUGGUUAUCACUAUGGUUAUGGUUAACACUAUGGGUAAAAACUGGGUGGCAGACAACAGGACUGUGUGUGUGAAUAUGAAUGUGUGUGUGUGUGUGUGAAUGUAAUUGCUAGAGUGUGUUUAAUGGCAUAGCCCUUGGAGAAAGACACUGACAGUUACAGCAGUUGCAAUUGUGCUUCACAUUACCACACACACACACACACACAGAGACGCACACACACACACACA
Chanos chanos (milkfish) is the source of this 3039-nucleotide messenger RNA. RefSeq names its product oligophrenin 1 (gene ophn1). The coding region runs from base 323 to 2764 and encodes 813 amino acids. Gene Ontology annotation, cellular component: cytoplasm. Gene Ontology annotation, molecular function: GTPase activator activity; protein binding. NCBI's taxonomy places the organism in Eukaryota, Metazoa, Chordata, Actinopteri, Gonorynchiformes, Chanidae. Gene Ontology annotation, biological process: signal transduction. The record is from RefSeq and is a predicted model, not a curated record. The transcript has 24 exons.